Aspergillus ochraceoroseus IBT 24754 is the source of this 920-nucleotide messenger RNA. RefSeq lists its product as uncharacterized. The coding region runs from base 222 to 569 and encodes 115 amino acids. Lineage: Eukaryota; Fungi; Ascomycota; Eurotiomycetes; Eurotiales; Aspergillaceae. The transcript has 2 exons. The record is from RefSeq and is a predicted model, not a curated record.
CCUCCUGCGACGUCAACGUACGCAAUCUAUUCGGAAGUCGCUCAAUUGGACAGUUUAUCGGCGCCUCUGGUCAAAGGACUCUUUAUUCUCCAUACCUCAUUCCUCCCGCACUUGCGUCACUCUAGCCGACAAGGGUCUGUAAUCGCCACCGCCUCUCUCGACCUCUUAUCUAGUCAAAAACCAGGGAUUUUCGAAUUCAUACAGACAUCCGCAUAUUCAUAAUGUCUGCUCGCCCAUUGUCACAGUGCCUUCGCGCUCGCUGCACCCUGCCUAGGCCCCAGAGUAUCCAGGGCUUUUCCACCAGAAGCAACCUCCGCGCCGCCGACCACGGCGAUCACUACGACCCUCCCACUGGAUGGCUUUUCGGUGUCAAGCCUGGCCAGAAGUACGUCAAGGAAGGCUGGGAAAACAUUUGGUAUUACGGAUUCAUUGGUAGUCUGCUCGUUGCUGGAGUUGCAUAUGUCUUCAAGCCAGAUACCUCGAUACAAACAUGGGCCCUUGAGGAGGCCCGACGGAGGCUGGAAGCUGAGGGUAUCCUAGAGGACCCUGAUACAGCUCAGCGCAAGUAGAUUUUGUUACUGUCCCAUUUUCCUUGUACACUGUACAUAGAGUGAUCAGAAAAGACAACAAUUUCGGCCGAGUGGUUGCACCUGUCUUAGUAGGAAAGUGCUGGUUCGGACUUAGAUGGGGUUUAUUUGUUUCGUGUUCUUCGAUUUUUUCUUUUUCUCCGCAUGUACCUGCUAUCUUACAUUGUGAAUUAUUCCUCCCGGAAGCUUGCACAUCAAAGCCACAAAAAGGGAAGAAAAAAAAAGGCAAUUGCUUAUAGACUUUAUUGUUUCUUGCCUGCGGAUAGUCAUUACUGCUAAAACUAAUAAGUAGGAUAUGAAUUGCUGAGAUAUAUGAUCUUAAAACUAAAGAAU